AUGGCUUCUGCAAGUGGACGAAGCAGGUACUUGGAGGCCAUCGUUGCUGGUCAGCUGCAGGCGCUGCAGACAGACUACCUUGACGUCUACAUGCUCCACGCAGCUGGGGUUUCGGGGCCGAAGCUGCAGGAGGUCUGGAGCUCCAUGGAGCGACUCGUGGACCUGGGUCGGGUGCGCGCGCUUGGGGUGUCCAACUUCGGCGUGCAGGAGCUGGAAGCUUUGUGGUCCUUCGCUCGCAUCAAGCCGGUCUACAUGCAGAACAUCUUCAAAGUCUACAAGCAAGGUGAGCAGAUUUUGGGCGGCGGUACGACUGGAGUGCUUGACUGGGCCAGGGCUCACGGCAUGAUCAUGGUCGGCUACAGCACAAUCAACUCCUGGCCCCAUCUGCUUCCACCGCUCCAAGACCCGCACGUCCUGGCCAUUGCCCGGGCCAAGGGCCGCACAGCGUCGCAGGUCCUCCACCGCUGGGCGCUGCAGCACGGGAUCGCCGUCAUCCCAAAGGCUUCGAGCAUGGAGCGCAUCCGGGAGAACUCCGAGCUUCUGGACUUCGAGCUCUCUGAGAUGCAAAUGGCAGCGUUAGAUGGCCUGGCGACGCUGAGUGAGUCUAAUCAUGCCGAAGUGCGACCAUCCUGGCACCAGGACUCUUGA
Molecule: messenger RNA, 648 nt
Organism: Symbiodinium natans
Lineage: Eukaryota; Dinophyceae; Suessiales; Symbiodiniaceae
Source: the annotation of a GenBank genome assembly